AUGCAGGAACAAUUCACCGCCCAGAGCCAGAUACGAGAUAUCGAGGAACAGAAAAUGCCUGUCAUUCAACUUCGCCUGUCCAAAAUCCAAGACGAUAUUGCCUUCCUAGAGCGACAGAUCGAAACCGGGACCCGCGGCCGCGCCGCCGCCAAGAGACGCCCGGACGAGCUUAAAGGGGAGAAGGAAGAGCUUGACAAGGUUAUUAGCAUGGCUCGAGAAGGUCUGAAAGCUGCAGAAGCUAGUCGCGUGGCGGCUAUGGAGAUAGCUGCUGAGAUUAGGAACGACAUCAAAGAACUCCAUGGUAUAAGUGGUCGGGCCGAGAAAGAUCAAUGGAUUCAAGGGCGCUUGCAGAAGCAUGCCGACGAGGAUAAGCUAUUGAGGGCACAAGCUGAGUCUUUGUUUGGCUCAAACUGGGAGGAACGCUUUGCCGCCCAGUCGGAUGUGCGUGAGCAGUGGGACUAG
Messenger RNA from Colletotrichum scovillei, 462 nucleotides. RefSeq lists its product as uncharacterized. The record is from RefSeq and is a predicted model, not a curated record. The transcript has a single exon. Lineage: Eukaryota; Fungi; Ascomycota; Sordariomycetes; Glomerellales; Glomerellaceae. Bases 1 to 462 code for a protein of 153 amino acids.